Messenger RNA from Drosophila innubila, 706 nucleotides. RefSeq lists its product as uncharacterized. The record is from RefSeq and is a predicted model, not a curated record. NCBI's taxonomy places the organism in Eukaryota, Metazoa, Arthropoda, Insecta, Diptera, Drosophilidae.
AGCGUUAUGGCAGAUGUAAAUGGGGGCUUAGUAACUGUAAUUGUACUCUCAUAUCAGCUAUUUUUGUACAUCCGAUCCAUCAUUCCUUUUAAGAGAGAAGCCAUUUUCCUUGUCAUUCAUAAUUUUUUCCUGUACCAUAUUAUAAAUCGUUUCAAGCAUAUGGCUCAAACAUCCAUUAACAACUCGGGUCCGGUGAAUACCUUUUAUUAUGUUCCAUUGGUAUAUGAGGCACCUGCUGCGCUUCAGACUUAUGAGGAACUUCACGUAGUACUGACGUCCAAAAGCUGGACUUUCUUUGAAACUUUUAGACAUCACUUAGCUCUACUACUGCCCUUCAUUCUAGCUCUAAUUGUGCCGCGCUGUAAACUGGUCUACGUCAGCAGCCUGGUGAUUAUGUCUAACCUGGCGAUGUGCGUCUGCUUUGUGUACUCGAUGUGGCAAUGGUUGGUUCUAAGCCGGUUCUCGCUAAGUUUGCAACUGAUGGCAAUCUUCUUUCUGGGUCCUGUGGUGCAGUUGCUGCUGAUGUUUCGAUUCGCGGCACGCAUGUUGCUCAACCUUUGGAUUGUAGUUUGAUGCAUGAAAUGGACUGUUUAAGGCGAGAACUGAGACUGGUCCUGUUGGAGAAAGAGGAGGAAAACUCGAAGCAUAGGCAAUGCAAAAGUUUGGCAUCAAAUCAAGCCAAUAAAACAACAAAACUGAGCAACUU